Messenger RNA from Salmo salar (Atlantic salmon), 2902 nucleotides. It is a transcript of the gene nfkbid, whose product is annotated as nuclear factor of kappa light polypeptide gene enhancer in B-cells inhibitor, delta. Gene Ontology annotation, biological process: regulation of gene expression. The record is from RefSeq and is a predicted model, not a curated record. Gene Ontology annotation, molecular function: protein binding. Lineage: Eukaryota; Metazoa; Chordata; Actinopteri; Salmoniformes; Salmonidae. Gene Ontology annotation, cellular component: nucleus.
AGUGUUGUGUUGUGUAGCGGCUUUACUGGCAUGCAUACCACUUUUUGCCCCACCAAGAUUUACAUGCUAAAAUCACCACUGACACACACAAAACACAUACAAACAAAUUAGAAGGUAACCUGGUAGCCAAAAUCAUCCCCACACUUUGAAUCAGAACAUACAUUGUUAAUUCAGAAAAUAUUCUGGAAAGUUAGUUGUCUAACAUAACAAAUACUAUCUCUGUCUACACCCCCACCCCCCUCCACCUCUGAGCAAGUGGAGCGUUGCGCUGCGCUUUGAUGUGGUGCUCUUGCGCACCCAAUGUUCACAGACUAUAGUGGGCGUGGUGGUGUUGGAAAUGGAGAUGGCGUCACCGGCAACGUGUUAUGUGUGUACAUAGUAGCAAGAUUACAACGAGCCUGUGACAGAAGAGACACACGAGUCAGAUCAUACAAGUCUGACACUUACAGCAGGACCAGGAACCGCUUCGAAUUCAAACCCUGAAGAAGAGACAUCAAAUAUUUUUGACCAAGAGGAGCUGACAAGGUGCUGCAAAGAAAAAGGGAUUCUGACAUGCACUGGCAGAAAUCACCGAAGGAGAAGCCGUGUUACACUCUUCCCACAGUGAAGAAACUCCUGGAGCAGAAGAGGAAGAGGGAAACCUCCUCGACGGCAACAACCAGUACCGGUGUCUCCACUGCCACUGUCCUCUCCCAACAAGUGUCAACACCAGAGAAGUCUACCUCAACAAGUGUAGCCAGCAGCUACUCAGACAUGGCAGUGGGGUAUGAGAGAUGGGGUCCUAUGAAUGAGCACCAACCCCUCUCGGCCAUACAGGAAGGUCCAUUCUCCCCUAUGGGGAACAAUUACUUCUCCAGCCCAUCCUCCUCAAUGGACUACAGCCAUACUCCGGCCUACAGCCCUCAGAUGGCCUCCAGCUACAACACACAGCAGAUUCAGGACUACCCAGACACCAGGAUGCCUCAGCAUUAUACGGAGUGUCCAGUGACCGAGGCUGUGUCUAGUUUGGUUCCUUCUGGGCCCCUGCAGACCGCUAUCUUCUCCUGGUCGUCGGGGGCCCUGGGCCCCACAGAACCUGUCCAGCAGGUGUUUAGUGGCCAGAUGGAUGUCUCUAAGCUGGAGGAAGCCAGGAUGUUCCUCAGAGGGAUGGACUACAGCAGAACCACCUGGCAGGAUGACGACGGAGACACGAUUCUGCAUAUCUAUACAGCCAAGGGCCUGAGGGAGUAUGCAUUCGCUGCAGCAGAGAGGCUUGCUGAGCUGGGCAGGCUAGACUCCAAGGAACACAAGGGGAAGACUGCUUUGCUGGUGGCGGUGACUGCUAACCAUCCGGAAAUCGUCCAGGAUCUGUUGUCUUUAGGGGCGGAUAUAAAUGCCUGUGAUGUCAAAGGUCAAACAGCACUUCAUCUUGCUGCCACUUAUGGCUUCCCCAGGGUUAUGCAGGUUAUUCUCUCCAUUGGGCCUGGAGUGAACCUGGAGGCUCGCAAUUUUGAAGGUCUGACUCCUCUGCACUGUGCAGCCAUCUCCCACAGUGGCACCUUGAAGACUCUCUCCUCCCUCUCCUCCACGGGGCUGGGUGAUGCCAGCCUCCAUGCCCUGGCAGAGGAGAAGCUCUCCUGGCUGCAGAUGCUACUCAACACCGGAGCCUCCCUGACCAGCCAGGAAAUCAAAAGUAACAAGACUGUUCUUCACCUGGCUGUGAAGGAGGGGAACAUCCAGCUGGUUCGCCAUCUGCUGAAGACCCCCCUGGACAACAUGAGGGACUUUGUCAACAUGAAGGCCCAUGGUCAUACCGCACUGCACAUGGCUGCUGGUCUCCAUGGCAACCCACACCAGGAGGAGAUGCUGAGGCUGCUGCUGAGCAGAGGGGCCGACCCCAGCAUCCGCAACCUGGAGAACGACCAGCCUGCACACCUGCUGCAGAGUGGACCCCACGGGGAACAGCUCAAGCUCAUCCUGAAGAAGCGAAGUGCUUCCUCUCGUCGACGUGUAAUGUCCUUACAGGACCAAGAGUGACCCGGACUACUUUUUAUGUCCCUGUGUAUCCCUCCACCUCUUUUCAGAUGAAGUACUGAAGGUCUGUACUGUAGGUUGAAUCCAGACAUCUGUACUUCCAACAGGGAGGGAUUCUAGCGUAUCUUCAUGUGAGGAUUUUCAAACACUGCGAAUCUCUAAUAUAUACUAGAGCAUUCACUUUGAAACUAUAUGUUUGAUUGACAUGAUUUUGGUCCCUAUCUGAAUUCAGUUAGCAAUGGCGUUUAUGUAUUUUUCUAGCUUAAUGGGCAGCUAUUGUUUUUGUUUAAUGAUAGCUAGCAAUGAGCAGUGGUAACAGGUGGUAUUCCAGUCCCCCCUGACAUUACUGUCACUCAGUACAACCUUGAUUUCUAUGAAAUCGUUUACGUUAUAUUCAAAGCUGCCCAGACUCAUUGUGUGAGUACCCCCCCAGCCGGGAAGCCCUCCUUAGAGGUAUAUCUGAGAAGGGUUUCUGGGCCACCGCCCCCACUCAUUCUCUUGUCAAAACUUCCCACCAUGGUCAGAAAUCAUAUUGGUUUGUUGAAAGGUGGUUGUUGUUUCACUAAGCAUGUGACACAGUGUACCAUUGUGCUCAUGCUUUCAAUGUCUUUUAUAACUUAACUAGGUCUUUUCUUUUUAUAUUUGAUAUACUCACAGCACUCAUUGAAUAGCUAAUAUAUUGUCAUUGGUGGAAAAAGUACUCAAAAGUCAUACUUGAGUAAAAGUAAAGAUACCUUAAUAGAAAAUGACUCAACUAAAAGUGAAAGUCACCCAGUAAAAUAUGACUUUAGUAAAAGUGUAAAAGUAUUUGGUUUUAAAUAUACUUAAGUACCAAAAGUAAAUGGAAUUCUGAAAUGUACUUAAGUAUCAAAUCCUUAUAUUAUGCAAA